Messenger RNA from Octopus sinensis (East Asian common octopus), 3124 nucleotides. RefSeq names its product ADP-ribosylation factor-like protein 4C. Gene Ontology annotation, cellular component: cytoplasm. Bases 2078 to 2656 code for a protein of 192 amino acids. Lineage: Eukaryota; Metazoa; Mollusca; Cephalopoda; Octopoda; Octopodidae. The transcript is spliced from 2 exons. The record is from RefSeq and is a predicted model, not a curated record. Gene Ontology annotation, molecular function: GTP binding; GTPase activity. Gene Ontology annotation, biological process: intracellular protein transport; vesicle-mediated transport.
UAGUAGUAUUAGUAGUAGCAGCAGCAGUAGUGCUGUCGUCACUGUUGGCCUUAACGAACGCACAAGCGCUCGAACAGGUGCGAGAAUGGCUCGGACUACUUCUACUAUUACUACUACUACGGCAACUUAAAAAAAAAAAAAGCCCUGUUCAGGCUUUCUACGGAUUACAACUAGGAGAAAAUUGUUUAGCCGACCAUUCAACAAGCCAUGUGUGUGUGUCUCCAUGUUGUAUAACUGUCACCAACUCAAGCAAUCGUUGAGACUGGAAUAUAUUAUUUAAAGAUAUAUAAAAUGAAAAAACGAAAACGAAUAACCAUGGAUUUAUAAUUUGCUAGAAAGAAUAACGAGGAAAUAUCAUAAGUGUGAGGAAUAAAAACUAUAAAAAAAAGCAAUCAAAAAACAUUCAGUGAAAUUAUUUUCCGAUUCCUAAAAACCAAAGUGGUUUGUGUAGCAACAAAUCUAUGAAUAGUAAGAUACGGUGGUCGCCUUCCACUUUCUUUUUUUAUCAAAUUCCUGGAUUAAUUUUACUAUUGUUACCCUUACUAUUUCUACUGUUCUUCGACAGACACCGUUUACCCUUUUAUUGAUCAACUGGAUAUGGGGGGAAAACCCCUAAAUGAAUCAACCUUUUAUAACGUUACCUUCUAUUAAACUCUGCCCCAGACUCUGCUACUCACACAACACGUUCGGUUGCCUUGGCAGAUUUACACCAGCAGUAUUCUCUUUAAAGUCUUCGCAAUGAAUAUUUAUGACAAAUUUGAAAGUAAAUCAACAGCGACUGGAAUGUUUAUUCAAUAUUUUAGAAAAAAGGAAACCUAAAUUAUAUCUUCCGAUGACUUCCAGAAGAAAAAUUUGUUCCUAGUCGUUUUUAAAACUGCUCUUCCUUAGAAUCAGAAAACGUUUUUUCAAGAAAAACCUAGCUUUUGGAAUGGAAGAAAAAAUAAUAGAAGAAUAAUUCGGAUUACCUAAUCUUAGCAGUUGAACUUACAUUGGGAUAUCUGCAUAUAUUACUAUUAAUCCCAGACUCGGAUGUCGCUACAUUGCGGCGCUACAUUUUAUAUAACUCUAAGAUAGACUGAGAAUUCCUCCGAAAUAAUUGACUUUAUUCUAAAAAGAUAGAAUUUCUAGAAUCCAGAGACCUUUUCUUUCUUUCACCGAGUGAUACCUCACAGUCUUCCUCGCUUCUACCUGACUUUUCCUUGGAUCUUCUUACCAAUCCUGAGAUGGCAAGAUGUUCCAGAAGAUUACUUGUAAUUAAACCUGGAGAAUAUGCUAAGUCGAGUGGUUUUUCUGAUUGGAAGGAAUACAAAAAGAAAGCUUCUCGAAAAUAUUCCUUUUAUAAAGCAAUUCAAUUGUAUUUAGUUUCUGAAUGAUGCUUUAAAUAUUAAAAUACUGCAAACACGUUUACAGGUUUGGAGCGAUUACAAAAAUAUGUUUUUAUUCAAAUUGACCCAAAGAAAAUCUAAAAGAAUUAUUAAUUAUCGAAAUUGAAAUAUUGCCAGUUGCCGGUAUCGGCCAAGUCAAUUAAUUAAUUAAUUAAAAGGGAAAAACAACAACUGAGUUGAUUGCAGUGUUUCAGGAAACAACAAUAACUGCUGCUAUUAACUAUCGGAUUAAAUAAGGCUUUUAAAAAAUUAUAGAAAUUAUCUCGGGUUCUGUCUGAAAUAUUUAAAGAAUUAAUUUAAUUUAAAACGGCCUGGAAAAAAAAAACAGUGUAUUAAACAACCCAAACACACCAAGAAAAGGAAGAAUUAUAAUGUUCACUGGAAUAAUUAUUUAAAUUUCAUUUUAUUCGUUUUGGAUUUGAUAAAAAAAAAUCUUACUCAAGAAGGUUAAAAACUGGUUCGCGUUUGAAAUUAAGAAUUGGUUUCGUAUUUCUAUUAUUGGAAAAUUUUAUCGAUAUUGCUGUGAUUUUUCUCUACCUCAGGAAAUAUUAACCAAAAAUAUCAGCAACCAACAGACAGCCCAGCAGUAUUAAAGAAAAGAAACUUCGUGGAAACAGUUUUUUGUUUUGUUAAACAGGGUAAAAACCAAAUCAAAACCAUUUAUUUAUAUUAUUAAUACUAACCAAAUAAUUAUGGGGGGACAUAUAUCGCUUCUUGAUGGUCCCUCUGUUCAACUUGCUAUGUUGGGAUUAGACUCUGCAGGCAAGACUACUGUCUUGUAUCGGCUUAAGUUUGACCAGUACACGAACCCCGUACCAACAAUAGGGUUUAAUUACGAAAAGAUUCGUGUUAAAACUGGUAAAGCAAAGGGUGCUACUUUCUGCAUCUGGGAUGUGGGAGGUCGGGACAAAACCCGACCCUUAUGGAAAUCUUACACCCGUUCUGCUGACGGUAUUGUGUUCGUUGUGGACAGCGUAAACCGAGAAAAACUAGAAGAGGCCCGGGUAGAGUUACUACGGCUACUACGUAGCCUGGAAGGCCACAGUCUACCCGUGUUGAUUAUAGCUAACAAACAGGACUUGCCGGCGUCGAUGAGUCCGGAAGAGAUAGAGAAAUUUUUAACCUUAAACGAAGCUUCCCCGGGUUUACUAUGGCACGUUCAGCCAGCGUGUGCUGUGACCGGCGAGGGACUUGUCGAAGCAAUGGAUGUUAUGUUUGAAAUGAUAGAAAAAAAGAAAAAAAUGAACAAACAAAUUAAAAAGAAGAGGUGACUAGUGAAAUAAUUAAAAUUUCACUUCCCAAUCACCAACCUAUUUUUUUAAACAAUGGUUGAAUCCAUCUUAUACGCUUGCGAAAACCCUCACAAGAUCCAUUCUCUGGAAUCCUACUCAUCUUUUUUGGUGAACGUAUUGGAAUAAGAAGCGGGUAUGCGGUCCUAAGCCGGCGCUUUAUUGUACAUCUGGCCGAAAUGAUAUUCUAUAACUCGAGGUUAUUCGGUAUUUGACCGUUUUUUUUUUUAAAACACGGUCUGGUUUAUUUUCACUUCAAGUUUUUUCCGUUCCAUUCAUUUUGUUUAUUAAAAGACCCCUUACACUUAUUGUUAUUGCCCCAUUCACACACACACGCACACGCACAUAAACCUGACCUUAUACCUGCCUAGUCACAAGAAAUUGUAUUUCCCUCCUACUUCUGAUUGUCUUGGGUAAUGGCUGGUUUUUUUUUUUGGUUUGCUUGCGAUU